Messenger RNA from Pogonomyrmex barbatus (red harvester ant), 1399 nucleotides. RefSeq names its product N-alpha-acetyltransferase 35 (gene Naa35). The record is from RefSeq and is a predicted model, not a curated record. Lineage: Eukaryota; Metazoa; Arthropoda; Insecta; Hymenoptera; Formicidae. Gene Ontology annotation, biological process: N-terminal peptidyl-methionine acetylation. Gene Ontology annotation, cellular component: NatC complex.
AUGUUUUAUUGAUUCUACUUAAAAGAGCUUUGUGACAUUGGGGAGAAAGAAUAUCAACAAUUCCAUUUUUUUAAAAUAAAGCAUCUCAUUUAAUGUAAUAGUAGUAAAAAUUAAUAUUAUAGAGGAUACAUAUUUUAUUUUAGGCGGAAAGAGUUGAUGGAUAUUUGCACACUCUAUCUUUAAAAAGUGAUACACCAAGGCCUCAUUUGGCCUGUUUUGGUACCUGGAUUUUGUAUCAUACAUUACGUGUGAUGGUCAUGUAUCUGUUAAGUGGCUUUGAACUUGAAUUAUAUUCAGUGCAUGAAUACCAUUAUAUUUUUUGGUAUCUAUACGAGUUUUUGUAUGGUUGGCUCGUAUCUGCGAUUACACGAGCUGAUACAUUUUUAAUGGAACAAGACGUACACAAUGAUACUCAUAAAGGUAGAAGCAAAAAGAGUUCCAAAAAUAAGAAGAAAAAAUCGACGCCGAGACCAUACAAUAUGGAAAUAUUGAUGUAUCAGGCAUUGCAAAAUAUAUGUGGUGGAUAUUAUAAAGCUCUAGUCGGUUUCCGAAUGGAUGAAAAAAUACCACUUCCAGAGAUACAGUUUGAUUCUGAACGAGUGAGAUAUGAACAUCGAUUAUUACCGUUCUCAUCUUUGUUAACUCCACCACCCGUUCAUUAUCAAGAAUUUUUAGAUAUGACGAACGCUCAAAUGCAUAAGAGAAAUGAAAAAGUUACCAGUGAAAUGCAAUAUAUUGCCGGUUGCCGACAUUUUCAUCAAGCUAGAAAUAUGUUAGAACGUGCGUUAUUGCUUUAUCAAGCAAAUAGUUUAAUGGAAAAUGAAAUCAACACUUUAUUAAAAAUUGCAAAGACGAAUUUUGUAGUGCUGAAAUUGUUGGCUGAUGGACAUAAAAAAGACUCGAAGGAACCACCAGUCUUUGACUUUUCUUGUCAUCGGCAUUUUCCUCUGAUUAAAAUAACUUAAAUAAAUUGUAAUUAAAUAAAUUACAUAUCUCUAUCACAAUAUUUUCAUGAUAUAAAGGACAUGCUAUUUAUUUUAGUUUCACUAAAAACGCAAAUAUAAAUUUAAUUUGAUUUUGUUUUAUUUUAAAUAUUUUUAACUGAUCUCUUUGUUUCAUGUAUUUCCUUUCAUUGUUUGAAAAUAAUUGUAAAUCUUAAAAUCAAUUGUAAAUCUGAAACACAUUUGGUGCUAUUUUUAUGUAACUUUGGAAGGAAAUAAUAUUUGUACAUAAAUUUUUGUUUUCUAUAAAAUUAUACUUAUUUUCAAACUAAAAAAAAUAUGAUGAAUUUAUGAAUAAAUGUAUUAGUCUUAAGAAUUGCAAAUUGAUGUGAGUUGUAAAUAUGUUCCGCAGCAUAAAAAGUGAUAAAACUCUUAAAUAUAGAUACGAUUUUCUCGCA